UUUUGACAAGCGAUGGAGCAACUCGGACCAGAGAAGGAACAGUGUGAGACGGGGGCUGAGCGAGGGAAACACUUUGCGAGAUAUGCUUUCGAAGACAGGAGUAUGAGGCGUUUUUGCGAACGCAUAGCUUUAUAGCGAAAGCAGAAAUGUCCAGUAAAUGAAUUCUUUAAGACUUUUCCAUUGUCGAGCUAGCGAGGUUAGCUAGUUCGGAGUUUCGAGGUCAUUAUUGAGUGUAGACUAUCAUCAACGUAGCGGGCUAACGCUGGCUGCCUAGCUGAUGAUUACGGGCGACAGUCGAGGGUUAUGGCUACCUAGCUAGUCUUGAAAUGGGAGCUUAUAGAGAAGACAGAUGGACAUUUCCCUAGGUGACAACGCUAGGUGGACGAGCGAUGAAUGUCUGCGUUAGACUGGUUAUCUAGACUAACGAGGAAGGUGAUGGCUGGCCAGCUAUGUGUAAAAUAACAUAGCACCUCUUUUUUGUAUAAAAUGAUUGCUUUGUUUGACUAGCAGGAGGGUUUGAAGAGACUCUGUUACCAGAGUUGUGGAGUUCAUUCUACCUGACGUUUGGGGCAUCUUUGAUGGUAGUUAGAUGCACCACUGCUUGACUAACGGAGUUAGUUUGCUAGCUUUCACAGUUAAGUUGGUAACGACAGCUGGCUAGGAAAUGAGACAUGAAUGAACGUGACGAGUACAGAUCAGUUUGGGUUCAGGUGGUAUUCGCUGUUUGAGACGUUUAGCGAUCUAAUUUCAUUAUUUACUGUUAAUGUUAGAAAGCUAGACAGCUUGUAACAGGAUAAUGCACGGACUAGAGAGUGUGUCACUAACAACCAAAGCUUGCUUUGUUUGCGAGAGAUAGUUAAUAAUAGGUUUGCCAGGGUCGAGACAGACAUUCUAUACUAGGUGAAGAUCGUAGGUUUUUAUUUUGUACCAUAUGUGGUUUGUGUGUUUUCUAUGGGGUUGCUAGUGUCCACUCAGCAGGCAAUAUAUAUAUAAAUAAAAAUAAAAAAGAGUAUAGCUGGCUACCGAAGGCGGAAGAGCUAUUUUAGAGGACAUCACGUCGACAGUGGCAAACAUGAAGCCAGAUCGAGAUACCGCGGAGGAGUACUUUGAGUACGAUGCCGAGGAGUUCCUGGUGCUGCUGACCUUGCUGAUCACGGAAGGCCGCACUCCGGAAUGUUCCAUGAAGGGUCGAACGGAAGGGCUGCACUGCCCCCCGGCACAGUCCGCACAGCCGCUGCACUCCCGCCACGAGUGCAGUGACAAAUUACCGCAGUGCCGGCAGGCGAGGAGGAUGCGCUCGGAGGUCAUGCUCCUGUGGAGGAACAACAUUCCCGUCAUGAUCGAGGUGAUGCUGCUGCCUGACUGUUGCUAUAGUGAUGAGGGGCCCACCACAGACGGGACUGACAUCAGCGACCCGGCCAUCAAACAGGACGCGCUGCUGCUGGAGAGAUGGACCCUGCAGCCCGUUCCCAGGCAAAGCGGAGAUCGCUUCAUCGAGGAAAAGACCUUGCUGUUGGCGGUGCGGUCGUACGUGUUCUUCUCCCAGCUCAGUGCCUGGCUCAGCGCUUCACACGGCAUCAUCCCCAGAAACAUCCUGUACAGGGUCAGUGCAGCCGAUGAGGAGCUGGUGUGGAAUUUCUCCCAGCCCCCGGCCGAGCACGCCUUCCCCGUGCCCAACGUCUCCCACAGCGUGGCCCUCAACGUCCGCGUUCAGUCCCUCCCCAGACAGCCCAACUACCCGGUCCUCAAAUGCAGCAUCCACACCAGCCUGUCCCUCUUUGGAAAGAAGGGCUACGACCAGGAGGACAGGCCCAUCCAGUGCUGUGAUGUCACUGAAGCCAGCCAGCAUCGUUCACAAGACCCAGCAUUCACCAGCCUGAGCCAAGCCCCUCCUCUUUAUGGCGGAAUCAACUCAAAGAAACUGCCUGAAUCCCUUCCUCCCGGUAAAGCAGCUAAGUGGCUGUACUCCAGAUUGAACAGCAGCCUGGAUGUCCGGCCCUCAGCGGGUUAUAUGACACCAGGGAGCAGCGGAGAGGAGUCAAAGACGGCUGCUCCUGAGUUCCCGGUCAGAGCUUUUAAGACCCUCUCCCUGGUGGAUCCGUUGGUGAUGCCCACCCCAGGUCCCAGACUGCCCGUGGGUGAGACCAGCCCCCUGAUUGGCUCCCUGCUCCAGGAACGACAGGAGGUGAUCGCCCGCAUCGCCCAGCAUUUGAACUACUGUGACCCCACAGCCCCGCACAUCCCCGACAGCCUGUUCAGCAAGCCCGAGGAGCACACCCCCAAAUCCCCCUGGUUCCCGCGGAAAGAAGCCCCCGGCCUCCUUAAAAAGUGCAAAGAGCCCCUCUCCUCGAGCCCUGACCAUGCCUCCCCACAGGAUGGUUCCCCCCUGGAGCAGGGGCAUGAGAGCAGUAGUGGCUCCUCCCCUUCUGACACCCCCCUUGGUUUGCACAGCAGAGCCAGGGCAGACAGUGAGCUGAGGUCUUUCCCCAAACCCGCAGCCUGCAGGAAGUUGCUCCUGCCCGAACCCACAGACAGUUCCAGGACAUCAGAGGCCUUGCAGGACAUCCAAGACAGUUUUCAGCAGAAUAGGUGCACUGAACCCCUGCAUUGCACCUACACGACCUGCAAAGAGGGCAGCGUGCUGACGUCCCAGAGCAGAACAGAGCAGAGCAGUCCUACACACCAGGGCCGUGCCUCUGAUUCCCAUGUGGCAAACGAUGACAGCGCGCCACAAAUUUGCACAGACUCAAGAAUCGGCGGGAUAAAAGUGACCGACAGCACCCCACAAGACCAUUCCCUCAGACUUCAGAGCCAGGGCCCCGCGAAACUUGAAGACUCGACGGCCGAGCCAGAGCCGAAAACCUCACAUUGUUUACAAAAUGCCAAAAAGGACACCUGUGACUCUUCGCCUGCCGACUGUCGGGGUCAGAAUGGCCUGAAAAUCAGCGACAGCUCCCUCCUUGAAGAAGCCAAGAGUUCCAGAGUCCAAAGCCAGCCAGGUGCACCUAAUAGCCAUCUGCAGGAUGAGAACCAUGACCCUUCAGCCUCUAGCACAUCAGCACGCCUGCAGAGGGACCUCAGAGUCUGCCCUGAAACAGCACAGAUUGGGACCAUCCUGAGAGCGACUGGCCAGGUUCCUCCAAAGCCAUGUAACAUUUGGAAGAAGCAGAAUCGUCACUCCAUCGAUGGGACGGCAACAAACGCUUUCCAUCCCUGCACUGGUCUACCUCUCCUCUCCAGUCCUGUUCCUCAGAGACGGACUCAGACUGGGUACUUUGAUUUGGACACAUCACUCACGCGCUGUAAAGGAGCUCCAUGGGCUGCCAGCAGAAGAGUCUGUGUGGACAGAGAGGGCGAUGAGAAUGAGUCAAGCCAGCAACUGUUCAGCACCAGCGCUCCUCCAGCAAGCCUGAGCCUUCUGGGGAACUUUGAGGAGUGCGUGCUAAACCACCGUCUGGAGCCACUGGGGACAGUUGAGGGCUUCAUGGCUGAGGUGGGCGCAAGUGGAACCUUCUGCCCAAGUCACAUGACCCUGCCCGUGGAGGUGUCUUUCUACAGUGUUUCCGAUGACAACGCCCCUUCCCCCUAUAUGGGUGUUAUAAAUUUGGAAUCCCUUGGUAAAAGAGGUUAUCGAAUACCUCCUUCAGGAACAAUUCAAGUGACCUUAUUCAAUCCUAAUAAGACAGUGGUGAAAAUGUUUGUGGUGGUCUAUGACCUGAGAGAGAUGCCGGCCAGUCACCAAACAUUCCUGAGACAGAGGACUUUCUCUGUGCCUGUGAGACGGGAUAUCAUUGGACACACCAACAGGAAGUCCCUCCCCCUGAGCCAGGAACGAAUCCUGCGCUACCUCAUUCACCUGAGGUUCCAGAGCUCAAAGUCUGGAAAGAUCUACCUCCACAGUGAUAUCAGACUUCUGUUCUCUCGCAAAUCUAUGGAAGUGGACAGUGGUGCUGCCUACGAGCUCCAGUCUUUCACCGAGUCACCAGCAGAUCCUCCCUUCUCUCCCAGAUGUUAGCCCAGUUCAGUCCAGUUCAAAGGCCACACUGGAUCAAAACCUUGAUGCUGAAUUGAAUCCAAUAAAAGAAUGCAAUUACAUGUAUGACAAAUGAUGAAGAUAGAUCAGAGUUUUGGUUUUAUUUCUGCUUUUUAUUGGGGAGGGGAAAAUACCUGCAGCAAAUGUAUCUGACUAUGAACUAUGUUGAUAAAGAAGAAUUAACAAUCAAGUGAGGGGCAGCAUCAAAAGAGCACUGUGUAUUUCCACAAUAACUGGAAAUGAAAUUAGUAAUAUUCAAAUACUUCUUUUGUACUGUUACAAAACCACUAUUGAAAGUGUUGCAAUAGAAAUAAAAUUACCUUACUAGCAUAGUGUUUACCUGUUUACUUUGUCAGUUAUUUAAUAUUUAAAUUUAAUAUUUCAUGUAUUGCACAUGUGAUGUCUGUUAUGCUAAGCAUUAUGAUGUAGUGCAACACUAUGUAAAUCAUACGAUGUAUUUUUGACAUUAAUAUUCAGAUCUGAAAUAUAUAUAAAGCAAUCUUUAAACAUG
Anguilla rostrata (American eel) is the source of this 4544-nucleotide messenger RNA. Its product is annotated as atos homolog protein A-like. Bases 1073 to 4015 code for a protein of 980 amino acids. The transcript has 12 exons. Lineage: Eukaryota; Metazoa; Chordata; Actinopteri; Anguilliformes; Anguillidae. The record is from RefSeq and is a predicted model, not a curated record.